This is a messenger RNA of Dentiscutata heterogama, 567 nucleotides long. NCBI's taxonomy places the organism in Eukaryota, Fungi, Glomeromycota, Glomeromycetes, Diversisporales, Gigasporaceae. The record is from the annotation of a GenBank genome assembly.
AUGCCCCUACAACCACAAAGUCUUGAUGAUAUUGAUAUUCUUGAUUCACUUUGUAAAACAUUAAGUGGAGAAAACUUUUUAGUAGGAGAUUUUAUAAUAGCACCUUCAAGACCGUCACAUCUAUUUUUUGUCAAUUGUAUACAAUUCACACUUCAAGCACUAUUUCAGUAUUUAAUCGAAUUUGUAGAAGAAAAUAGUCUCUCAUUAAAACCUACCACAAUUCUUACAGAAUUUGAACUCGCUAGAAAGAUCCAAGAAAAUAAACUAUCAAUUCAGUAUGGUAAAGAUGAGAAUUUUAGCAUCAAGCUGCGUAGUUUAUUCGCAUUAGCAUUUUUACUAUCAAAUGAAAUUUCUGCAGCCUUUGAUGCUUUAAAAGAAGAAAUGCCUACAGAAACUAAAGAUAUAGUACAAUGGCUUGAGAACAAUUAUAUAUAUGGAAAAAAAAUAAGACAAAUGCAUAAUGGUAAUAUUAGCAGUGCACCACCUCUUUAUCCACCACAAAUGUGGUCUGUACAUAACUCCAUGGAACUAGGUAUUCCCCAAACACAAAACAUUGUCGAAGCAUGA